AUGCCCGGCGACGCCCGCAGGAAGGGAGGAUCCUACUCCACCAACCCCGCCACGAUGCGCACCCGCGCCUACCAGGCCAACCUCACCCCGGAGAAGGCCGCCGAGCGCAAGAAGAAGUUCGCAGAGUACCGCUCCCUCCGCGACGUGUGCAUCCGCGUCUCCAAGUCGGACGCUUACAAGGAUGUGACCACGCGCGACGGCAAGCUCAAGCUGCUGAGCGAGGGCUGUCAACGGUUGAUGGCUGAUCGCAUCGCUACCCGGAAACCCACCUGCGGCACCGACAUCGACGAAUUCGUCACGCGUUUCCACGACGGCCGCUGGCUGAAGAAGCACAAAGCCGUCACAUCCUCCGCCGCGAAGCAGGAAGAGUCCGCAGAGGAGGCGGGCGGCUCCUCCGCCGAAACCGCCCAGAAGAACAAGAUCAUGGACCUCGCCGACAUCGAGAUCACUGUCGCGGAGCACCACGACGCCGUCGCGGACCUGGUCGCCAACGAGGCCGAGAUCGCGGCCCAGCUCAACGCCGUCAGCGAGCAGGUGCUCCACGUCAGCGAGGUCGCGGCGAUCCAGCAGGACCGUGUGGAGGUCGUUGAGGAGCGGGCGCAGAGAGACCGUGAGGGUUUGGAGUCUAUGCUUGUGGUGCUCGCCGAGUUUGAGGACGUUUAG
Messenger RNA from Colletotrichum karsti, 663 nucleotides. RefSeq lists its product as uncharacterized. NCBI's taxonomy places the organism in Eukaryota, Fungi, Ascomycota, Sordariomycetes, Glomerellales, Glomerellaceae. The transcript has 2 exons. The coding region runs from base 1 to 663 and encodes 220 amino acids. The record is from RefSeq and is a predicted model, not a curated record.